Abrus precatorius (Indian licorice) is the source of this 2648-nucleotide messenger RNA. RefSeq lists its product as uncharacterized. Bases 218 to 2155 code for a protein of 645 amino acids. Gene Ontology annotation, molecular function: protein binding. The transcript has 2 exons. Lineage: Eukaryota; Viridiplantae; Streptophyta; Magnoliopsida; Fabales; Fabaceae. The record is from RefSeq and is a predicted model, not a curated record.
AAAUAAAUAAAUCAUAUGGUUGUUUUUUUGUUUUCUCAUUUUCAGAUCUCUGUUUCUUCAAAACCCUAAUUCUGCCAAAUUCAGUUUGAGCCUCGAAAAACCUAUCUCUCUCUCUCUCUCUUUCUCUCUCUAACGCAUUCUGCCAUUCAACAGCGAUCCUUCCAUCAUCUUCAACGUUUCUAUCUCCGAAACUGAAGAGCCGUUGCCUUCUAAGGACAUGUCUCCAGGAUCCCGAUCUAAGUCUAAAGACAAAAAGGCUACCAAGGAAGCUCAAAAGGCUUCUGCAAAGUCUACAGGAUCUGGUAAUGCAGUAGCUGGUAUUCCAGCCAGUGCAUACAAUCCAUUAUUGGGAACAUUUCACACCCUAGACGUGUCACCAACACCUACCUCCCCAAUACAUUCUAAUGGUCGUUUUCAGAACAUAGAUGAGACAGACGAACAAUCUGGCAACUCAGUAGUAGCUGGUGUUGAGUAUGAUUCUGUUUCUAAUAAUGAUAGUUGGUCUGGUGAGUCCGAAGACCAUAAAGAGAAAACUUCUAAUCUUCCUGUUAGACCAGAAUCAGUACCAGGAGCUGAUAAUGACAAGCGAGAGAAAAUCCGUCAGAAGAAUGAGAGAAAACAUCAACGGCAGAAGGAAAGACGAGCACAAGAGUUGCAUGAGCGUUGUAGUGGUUAUCUUAUGUCAAGGAAACUUGAGGCACUUGCUCAACAGCUUGUUGCAAUGGGAUUUUCUCAUGAACGGGCAACGAUGGCAUUGAUAUUGAAUGAAGGUAGGGUGGAGGAAUCAGUAGCAUGGCUGUUUGAAGGUGGUGAAGAAGCAGAUGGUCACCAGGAUACAGACGUAGGUAGGGGCAAUUUGAAAAUUGACAUAUCAGAAGAGCUUGCUCGGGUUGCAGACAUGGAAAUUAGGUAUGGUUGCUCAAAACAGGAGGUUGAAAGAGCGAUUGUUACCUGUGAGGGUGAUCUUGAUAAGGCUGCAGAGACCUUGAGAGAGCUGAAGCAUGAUCCACCAAAGCCAGAGGAAACUGAUGAUCCUCCUAUCAUUAACAAUGGCAAGCAGCCUGGAGUUGCAAGUCAGAGCUCAAGGCCACAAACAAAACCUAUUCCUUCACCAAAUCCAUCCAAAAAAGAUGAAAAGGAAUUUAACUAUACAAAGGCUGCAAUCACGAUUGGAGUAUCUUCAGAAUCCAGCAAUAGAAAUAUGCAACCUCUAAAGAGAAUCCAACCGAAGUCUGAAUGGGCAAAGCCCCAACAGACUACUAUCCUAGCUGACAAAAGGUGGCCAAGUGCAGGAUCUAAUCCUUCUGUUUCUUAUUCAUUGGCGUCACCAUUGCAAGUAACGCCACCACCAACAAAGUCUGAAGCACAAUAUAUGGCAGUUGCGGGUGAUUUUAAGAACCUUAAACCUGGAGCCAGGGAACCAUUAAUCAUGAUGCAGCGGCCUCAAACUGUAAAUGCAAAGCAGCUUCCAGCCACAAGCAUGAGUUCAUCACCUCCCGGAAUAGGUGCUAGUUGGUAUCCAACUAACAGUGGUGAAGUUGGGAGAUCUAAUGGCUUUUUAUCUCAUGCUCCUAGCACUAGAAGUCUCAGUCCAAACUAUCUCAGUUCUAAUCAAAUUUACCACCAACUUCAGUAUCAACCUCAACAACAUUUUGUCGCAGGAAGCAGCAAUUCUGCAGAUUCCCAAGCAACGAGAGGGAAUAGCAUUUGGAAUAGAACUGGUGCAACUCCAAUGCUUGCUGCUGCCUCUUCUCUGGGACUCUUUUCUGGACUAGGAUCGGCAGCCACAUCAGGGGCAGCUUCUCCAGUUGACUGGAGCACUGGUGGUUCAAUGCAGUUCGAUUACAACAACAUAGACUGGUCCUUGGAUAGAAGUUUAUCUUCACCAAGGUCAAAUGCUUUAUUGCUAGGCCUUUCACCAUUUUCAAGGAGUAGCGCUCAGAUGUAUGACUCAAAUGCUUCAGGAGUUGCUGCUCAACCAUCAAUGAGAUCAGUGCCCUCAAAUGGGAGCAUUGUUCCCAUGCAUGGAUUGCAAGAUGGUGGAGUAGCCUCUGCUGAAACAUCUGCUGCUGGUUCUCGGGAGUGGAGUUCUCCAUUUGAAGGAAAAGAUCUUUUUAGUUUACCGAGACAGUUUGUUUCUUCUCCUUCUCUGUAGAAUCCGAGAGGAGAAAAUUGAAUAAAUAAAAUGAAAGAAAGACCCAUAAAUGUGUGUGGUUUGAUGUUGGUUCUUAUGAUUCUACAGUUGAUGAUUGUUGAUGGUAAGCAUUCAAGUGGGAGGAACAAGCAUCCACAUGAAUUACGCGUCACAUGCAAAUUAAACAUUCAAUUCAAACCCUCCACUAAUCCACAUUUUUUACCCGCAAUAUCUAAACAAGCUCGGAUAAUUUGAGUAAUGCUGCAGCAACUGAAGUAUCAGAACACGAAGUUAUUACAAACUAUGGAGAGCGAUUGGAUAGCCAACAUGUGAUGUAAAAUCCAAUGGCUCAGUAAUGAUUUUAUAGGAGGUCUUUUGGUGGCUAAUUUUGAGGCUGCAGCAGUGUUAUAAUUUGAAUACGAGUAUAUAUGGUGACAAUGAACAAUCGAUUAAUCUAUAGCUUAGGGAGAUAUCAAAAUAAUUAUAAGUGAAUAAUAAUUAAAGCGUAAAAUUU